ACCAAAUCCCCCGCCGCUUCCUAAUUCCUAUCACGCCUCGCAGCCGCGAACCACAUCCCCGCGCACUUCCCCAACCCAAACGGAUAGCAUUUCGUCGAGCACCUCAUCUCCAAUGGCCACCACCGCCUCGUCUCUCUCCGCCCUCUCCCCCGCCCCCGCAGGCGGCGGCGGCGGCAAGCGCUUCGUCGUAUCCUCCCCGUCCCUCUCGUUCUCCUCCCUCCGCCGCCGCCUGACCACCCCCGCCGGCCUCCGCCUCCGCGCCGCGGGCUCGGAGACAAGGAGGAGGGCGGCGUCCGCGGUGGUGGCCGCCAUCGCGGUCGGCGACAAGCUCCCCAACGCGACGCUGUCCUACUUCGACCCGGCCGACGGGGAGCUGAAGACCGUCACCGUCUCCGAGCUCACGGCGGGAAGGAAGGCGGUGCUGUUCGCGGUGCCCGGCGCGUUCACGCCGACGUGCUCGCAGAAGCACCUCCCGGGGUUCGUGGAGAAGGCGGGCGAGCUGAAGGCCAAGGGGGUGGACGCCAUCGCGUGCGUGUCGGUGAACGACGCGUUCGUGAUGCGCGCGUGGAAGGAGUCGCUGGGGCUCGCCGACGACGUGCUGCUGCUGUCGGACGGCAACCUGGAGCUGACGCGCGCGCUGGGCGUGGAGAUGGACCUCUCCGACAAGCCCAUGGGGCUCGGCGUGCGGUCCCGGAGGUACGCGCUGCUGGCCGAGGACGGCGUCGUCAAGGUGCUCAACCUCGAGGAGGGCGGCGCCUUCACCACCAGCAGCGCCGAGGAGAUGCUCAAGGUGCUCUGAAAUCGCGGCGUCCGCGCUUGCUCCUCGUGUCGGUGUAGUGGCAAAUAACAAUCGCAUCUCCUUCGAUGCGAGCGUAGAGUCGUCGCUGUGGCGAGUUCUCUUUGUUGGGCGUUGCGUGCCAUAUGUUCGGUAAAAUGUCCAUCGAGAUUUGCAUA
Phragmites australis (common reed) is the source of this 954-nucleotide messenger RNA. Its product is annotated as peroxiredoxin-2E-2, chloroplastic-like. Gene Ontology annotation, cellular component: cytoplasm. Bases 113 to 799 code for a protein of 228 amino acids. The record is from RefSeq and is a predicted model, not a curated record. Gene Ontology annotation, molecular function: thioredoxin peroxidase activity. The transcript has a single exon. NCBI's taxonomy places the organism in Eukaryota, Viridiplantae, Streptophyta, Magnoliopsida, Poales, Poaceae. Gene Ontology annotation, biological process: hydrogen peroxide catabolic process; cell redox homeostasis; cellular response to oxidative stress.